Branchiostoma belcheri (Belcher's lancelet) is the source of this 913-nucleotide messenger RNA. RefSeq names its product transmembrane protein 126A-like. The record is from RefSeq and is a predicted model, not a curated record. NCBI's taxonomy places the organism in Eukaryota, Metazoa, Chordata, Leptocardii, Amphioxiformes, Branchiostomatidae. Bases 133 to 813 code for a protein of 226 amino acids. Gene Ontology annotation, biological process: mitochondrial respiratory chain complex I assembly. The transcript has 5 exons. Gene Ontology annotation, cellular component: mitochondrion.
CUGGAGGUGAAAGGUCAGAGCUCAACAUGGCGGCCAUGUGUGCAGAUUUCGGCCGGUGAAGCAAGAGUUCAGUAGGAGGUACACAGAGGUCAGACAGAGGUCACAGGGAGGUCACACGGAGGUCACGCAGAGAUGGCAGAGGAGGUUGCCCCCGGUGAUAAGGCUCUGGUUGCCCCUGGCAACACGGGUGUGGUGCGGACAGUGGAACUGACAGAGGCUGAGCUGAUCAGACUGCAGUACCAGGCCUUACAGCAGAUUCCCAAGGAGAAAAGAUGGCCCUUCACUAGUGGAGUGACGACAGUGGGUGUGAACGCAGGGUUUGUCGGCCUCAUCGCCAACAGCAUGUUCCGGCGGGUGCUGGACGUGACGCAGGCCCGGCUCCUGUCCGCACUUCCCAUGUUCCUCAUCCCUGCCGUCACGGCAACCGGCGCGUGGCAGGCCUUCGUCGCACAGUCCAUGCUCGCAGGGAACCUGAACUGCCCAGUUUGUGCUCAGGUUCGAGGAGCGAGUAUAAACGUGCUGGCCGGCUUUGUGAACCCGGUCUGUCUGGCUAUCCCCAUGGCCGGUGGCCUGGCCAAAAGGUAUUACACGGCCGUCCUGCCGAAAGGGAGCAUACGCGACUUCUGGGAAUUCUGGGUAAGAACGAGCCGACCGAUCCUGUGGCGGAUGCUGCCCGCGCUAGCGCUCCAGGCGGCGUGGGGCGCGGCACUCGCGUCUAAGGAGUUUGACCUUUACUUAAGGAUCAGUAAACACGGCUUCGUGGUCUUGGGAGACAGAGAGACUGUCGCAGUGUCAGGGUCCAAGGAGUCUUAGCAGGUGUCUAACAAGUAUCUGAAAACAGGCCAGCAAAUCCUGCCUUGUGCAGUGGUCAAAAAACUUUUUAUGUUUACCGAAGAAAAACAUAACAUUUUUA